AUGGGCCUUCAAAUCGACCAUGAACCUGAAAACAAUCACUCCUCCAAACCCUACCCUCUUGACCCCCAAGAAUUCAGGAGGCAAGGCCACAUGAUCAUAGACUUCCUCGCUGAUUACUAUGAGAAUAUUGAGCAAUACCCAGUUCUGAGCCAAGUCGAACCGGGGUAUCUUCGACCCCGUUUGCCAGAAUCUGCCCCGUCGGAUCCCGAACCCAUCGAAACCAUCCUCAAAGACGUGAAAGAUCACAUUCUUCCGGGCAUAACCCACUGGCAGAGCCCCAAUUUCUUCGCUUACUUCCAGUGCAAUGCUAGCAUUGCCGGCAUUCUCGGUGAAAUGCUGGGCACUGGCUUUAACGUUGUCGGUUUCAACUGGAUCACGUCCCCUGCGGUGACGGAGCUUGAGAUGAAAGUGAUGGAGUGGCUCGGAAACUUGCUUGAGCUUCCCAAGUCGUUUCUCUUCUCCGGCAACGGCGGUGGAGUCUUACAAGGUACCACUUGCGAAGCCGUCUUAUGCACCAUUGUCGCCGCCAGAGACCAAAUGUUAAGCCGAGUUGGAAGAGAGAACCUGGAGAAGCUAGUCGUGUACGGGUCGGACCAGACCCAUUGCUGUUUCCAGAAAGCAGCGAAGAUCGCGGGAAUCAACCCGAAUAACAUUCGGUCUAUUGUGACCACAAAGGCAACUGCUUUCGGGCUCUCCCCGGACUCCCUCAGAUCCGCAAUCUUGUCCGACUUAGACAUCGGGCUCAUCCCGUUGUUUCUCUGCGCUACCGUGGGGACCACCGCCUCCACCGCCGUGGAUCCAGUGGGGCCACUGUGCGCCGUCACGAAAGAUUAUGACAUGUGGGUUCACGUGGACGCAGCGUGCGCCGGAAGCGCCUGCAUAUGCCCGGAGUUUCGGCAUUUCAUCGACGGCAUUGAAGGAGCAAAUUCCUUCAGCCUGAAUGCACAUAAAUGGUUGCUGACGAAUCUGGAUUGUUGCUGCCUUUGGUUGAAGGACCCAACUGCACUCAUCAAAGUCCUGUCCACAAACCCGGAGUAUUUGAAGAACAAAUCAACUGAGUUCAAGGGAGUGGUAGAUUAUAAAGACUGGCAAAUAACACUAAGUAGGAGGUUCCGGGCGAUGAAGCUGUGGCUGGUGCUUCGGAGCUACGGCGUCGAGAAUCUCAGAAGCUAUAUGAGGAACCAUGUGAGAAUGGCGAAACGUUUUGCAGGGCUGGUGGCGAUGGACGAGCGGUUCCAGAUUGUGGUGCCGACCACUUUUGCUCUGGUGUGUUUUAGGCUUCUGCCGCCGGCGGUGAUAAAGAGUAGGAAUAGGAGUAGUGUUGGUGAUGAUGAUGAGGAGGAGGAUGGCGGGAGGGAGUUGAACCAGAGGUUAUUGGAGUCGAUAAACACGACGGGGCAGAUGUACAUGACGCAUGCGGUGGUUGGGGGCGUCUACACGCUGCGGUUGGCAGUUGGCGCCACCCUUACAGAGGAUCGGCACGUGAGCAUGGCAUGGAAGGUAGUGCAAGAGCAUGCAGAGUCCGUGCUGAAUUGUUCGGGCAAGAAGGAAAACAAUCCGCGUGAAGAGUUCGAGGCCAUCAAUGGUCGUGCUGCUUAUCAUGGUACCGUAACUUGCAGCAGUUUCUCAUCCUGAUGAGUAAAAAAUAUAAUAUAAUAAAAUGUAGAGUGCUACCCUUAUCUACCAAAUAUAACUUUUUUUUUAUUCACUCUUUUGAAUAAUUGUACGGUAUAGUACUCACAAUGCAGUGGAUAAAUAAGAAGUGUAGCAUUUCUAAAACAUAAAAAUCUCUCGAUUAGAUCGAUAGAUUAGCUAAUAAAUUGUUAUGCUGUUUAGGAUUGCUGCUAUUACGAUGUUUAUGAUUGUUAUUUCUUUCUUUUAACUAUAAAAUGAAAAUUUUGUCUC
Messenger RNA from Malania oleifera, 1905 nucleotides. RefSeq names its product tyrosine decarboxylase-like. Gene Ontology annotation, molecular function: carboxy-lyase activity; pyridoxal phosphate binding. Lineage: Eukaryota; Viridiplantae; Streptophyta; Magnoliopsida; Santalales; Ximeniaceae. Gene Ontology annotation, biological process: amino acid metabolic process. The transcript has a single exon. Bases 1 to 1635 code for a protein of 544 amino acids. The record is from RefSeq and is a predicted model, not a curated record.